CUUUAAACCAAUUUGUCUAGCUCAUCAGCUUUUCUCAAGAAAAAUAAUUAGACCCAAUAUGUCUCUUUUCAGUGGUUAUGUUCUGAAUUCAUUUCUGCGGGGCUGAUUGCAGUUUUUACUUUUUAUAUAUCCCCUUGUAGGGUUUAUCAUUCAAUUCGUUCUAGAAUUCAAACCUGUUUCUGUAAUUUGACAUUAUGAAUUCUAAUUAUCUAUCCUUAAAUCAUUGAUCAACCUGUUGCAGAUUCAUUUCUGUAAAAUUUCACUCAGAAGUUUUGCCUAUGUGCAUGUUAUUUAAGUAUGAGAUUUAUGACGACCAGGACUCAAACAAUGCUGGCAGCAGUUCUUUCUUAUUGGACCAUGACUAGAGUAUUCCAUUCACUAUGGAUGACAUUUCCAAGUCAAUGCAACAAAUCGAACUUCCCGAAAUGGAUCCUCCACCUCUUAUUCGCAAAAACUCAAGCUUUUUAUUCUUAUUACAACGCUCAGAAUGAAAUCAAGUGGUUAUACUUGCCUGCCAGCAAUCCCUUCUCUUCUCAAUUGGCAGUACUCUUUGAAGCUUGCGUACUAUUUGUUAAAAUGAUUAGACAUGAGGAUGGGGUGUCUGCUGAUCUUUGCACAAGAGGAAGGGAAUAUGUCGAUCUGCAAGGGACACGAGUCUGUACAGUGUACAUCAAAGGUGGCACUGCGUUUUUCUCUUGAAGCUGGUUUUUGGGACAAAAUUCUUGAAAGUGAGUCAAAGUCUUUCAUUCAAGCAGUAGAGCAGAAGGAGAGAGAUUUGUCUGCUUUAGUAAAGUUGUUGAUGAAGUUAAGCACCUUCUUGAUUUCUUUAGGACAUGGAGAUUGAGCUAUGUACAGAAAGGUUGUAAUGUAGCUGCUUUAAGGUUAGUUACAUUUUCUACUAAAAUGAAAGAGUGAGGGUGUAGUUGGAUGAGACCCCUGCCUUUGUGUGGCAGGUGGUGAAUACUGAUGUAAUAAGAAUAGUUUCUAUG
This is a messenger RNA of Quercus robur (English oak), 989 nucleotides long. RefSeq lists its product as uncharacterized. NCBI's taxonomy places the organism in Eukaryota, Viridiplantae, Streptophyta, Magnoliopsida, Fagales, Fagaceae. The transcript has 3 exons. The coding region runs from base 298 to 699 and encodes 133 amino acids. The record is from RefSeq and is a predicted model, not a curated record.